UACGCCCGCAGCUCACACACCACUCUACCUCCUCCGUUCACGUUUACGACCCUUCUACGUUUCCCAAUCGACAUACACACAAGAUGGUGAAAGGCUCAGACGUCCUUCUCAUCCUCGUGCGUCUCGUUCUCCCAAAGACGGUCAUUUUUGAGAUAAACCGCCUCGCAGGUUGCCAUCCUCUUCCCUCCCGCGGCCGCUGCUUUCAUCACAGGCUGCAGCUGCGACCUCCUUAUCAACAUCCUCCUCACGAUCUUCGGAUACAUUCCUGGACACAUUCAUGCCUUCUGGCUCAUCUACAAGAAGAUGAAGGCCGAGGAACGUUACGGACAUGGUGGCUUCCGCUACGUAGGGAACGGUACCUACGAGCCCAUCAACGCUGGCGGAGUGCAGCAGCCGUACUAUGGCGCAACUUCCAAUUAAAGAGUAGAUUCCUGAGAAGCUAGUCAUACCAAUCUUUCUGGACAUUUUUGUGCACCUAUCUGAAGAGAAUAUACUUUGAAAUUCUAUCUUGUUUCGGGUACCAGUGUGACCUAUAAGGUGGGGCAUUGGCGAUCAUGCUCUACUUAUGACGCUACUGUGGGGCUACGAUCAGUUAAUCAUUGAUUUGUUCUCG
Mycena citricolor is the source of this 613-nucleotide messenger RNA. Lineage: Eukaryota; Fungi; Basidiomycota; Agaricomycetes; Agaricales; Mycenaceae. The record is from the annotation of a GenBank genome assembly.